AUGAGCAAACCCGCGGACGGCGAUGCAAUCGAACGGCGAGUGGGGCCGCUCUUCAACCGGUCGUCGGAGUCGACUCAAUCAAGGACGGGUCAAAAUCUAGGCCGAUCGAAGGAGUUUGUGAGCUGUGGGCGUGGUCAUGUCGUCGAAAUCACCGUCCAAGGUGUGACCAGUUGUGGCUUUACUGUGUUGGAUUUGAUAGCGCCGUCGAAAAAAGUGCUCAAUUCGUGCUUGCUUUUAGUGCAGUGGGUCCCGUGUGUUCUUGCUUCUGGUGUGUUGCAAUAUGUCCUAAUCGCCUUCGUCGUGAGCUCGGCUGGAGAUAUUAUGACUUUCAUGGCUACUAAUGCUACCACUUUACGUUACGCCGCCACAGUAAAGGCGAGAGCAUUAAAGGAUGUGUGGAAUCUGGCUGUUGUAAUUCCUGUUGACAAAGGAAUGGGAGUUGCUAAUGGUGGCAGUAAUGGAAGUUUGAAUGGGUGCUUCAGCGGCGAACUUGUUCCAGAGGAGAAUUUCCUUGCGAUUUGUAGUCGGGAGUUGCUUGCAAGAAGUUGCGAGUUGUUGGAGAAAAUGCGCCAGGGCGUAGUUUGGAAGGACCAUUGA
Molecule: messenger RNA, 597 nt
Organism: Striga hermonthica
Lineage: Eukaryota; Viridiplantae; Streptophyta; Magnoliopsida; Lamiales; Orobanchaceae
Source: the annotation of a GenBank genome assembly